AUGCCAGGGCCAGUGAUGCCAGGGGCUGUGGUUCCGGGCGCUGUGCCGCCACUCCCACCAUUCGUUGUGCCGCCGGCGCAGUUGCUUAGGGAGCCCACAAUGCCAGGGCCAGUGAUGCCAGGGGCUGUGGUUCCGGGCGCUGUGCCGCCACUGAGUCUGCAGAUUGGCUCGUCGGCCGCCAUGGCGUGCCAGCAGUACCAUGGGGAGGCGAGGCCAAUCAGACAACAGAAGAAGCGAAAGGCGGAGGAGAUGGACAGCGUGGCUGGCAGCGCGGGCGCUUCAGCGGCUCCGACGGCUUCUGCGUCGCCAGCCGCUUCGCCAGGCGUGUGGACGGAGCCCACGCCGUCUCCCGCCCCUUCGCCCGCGCCGCUGUCUGCGCUGAAUCCACCUGAGAUGGUCUCAGCACCGCCCAAGGCUUCUGGAGGCGACACCGGCAGCGAGGGUGGAGAUCAGGCCGCUGUCACCAUCGCUGUCGCUGCCUUCGACGAGUCGUCAGCCAUGGAGCAAGAGCUCUUUGCAGGCUGGCAGCUCACGCAGAUCUGCACCGUGCACCAGCAGCGCCUUCAGGCAGGCGAGGACCUGCGGAACCACCACGCGAUGGAGACACUUGCGGAGGCAUCUGAGGCGAUGUCUCCUACGAUUGGACCUGCGCUCGGCCCGGCCGACGCGCCUUCUCCUCCUCUUUCCAAUCCGCCGUCGCCACCUGCACCCCAAGUGAGGCUGGCCUCGCUCGAGGUUGGUAUGUGUCAGCACGAUCGGGUAUCUCCUAUUUAA
Molecule: messenger RNA, 774 nt
Organism: Emiliania huxleyi CCMP1516
Lineage: Eukaryota; Haptophyta; Isochrysidales; Noelaerhabdaceae
Exons: 1
Coding region: 1-774 (257 amino acids)
Source: RefSeq, a predicted model, not a curated record